This is a messenger RNA of Neolamprologus brichardi, 1262 nucleotides long. Lineage: Eukaryota; Metazoa; Chordata; Actinopteri; Cichliformes; Cichlidae. The record is from RefSeq and is a predicted model, not a curated record.
UCGGGGUAUGAAGGUCCACAGGAGCCAAAAAUGUUCCCGUGUUUGUAAGUAAAGUGAAUUGAAACACAGCAGACUGUCUGACUGCACCGUCUUUGUUUCAGGAUGGCAGGAGUGUUCGACAUCGACUUGGAGACUGAGGACAUCAGUGACACAGAGGUGUGCAUUAAAUGCUCAUUUAUAGCCAAUGCCCAGACGGAGGAGGUGGAGCUGACCAGUGAAAGUGUCAACAGGGACUGUGAGAGAGUCGGACCGGACUGCUUUGAGCUUCUUACUGUGCUGGGAAAAGGAGCUUAUGGCAAAGUUUUCCAAGUGAGGAAGGUUCAAGGGGCUCAGACGGGGAGAAUUUUUGCCAUGAAGGUCCUGAAAAAGGCAAAGAUAGUGUGCAACGCUAAAGACACGGCCCAUACGCGAGCAGAGCGAGAGAUCCUGGAGACGGUGAGGCACCCGUUCAUCGUAGAUCUGCUGUACGCCUUCCAGACUGGAGGAAAACUCUACCUCAUCCUGGAGUGUCUGAGCGGAGGAGAGUUGUUCAUGCAGCUGGAGAAGGAAGGCAUCUUCAUGGAGGACACUGCCUGCUUCUAUCUCGGAGAGAUCACUCUGGCCCUCGGUCACCUCCACUCUAACGGGAUUAUUUAUCGGGACCUGAAACCUGAAAACAUCAUGCUCAAUCACCAAGGACACAUCAAGCUGACUGACUUUGGGCUCUGCAAAGAAUCGAUUCACGAUGGAUCCGUCACACACACCUUCUGCGGCACCAUCGAGUACAUGGCUCCAGAGAUCCUGACCAGGUCGGGUCACAACAGAGCGGUGGAUUGGUGGAGCCUCGGGGCGCUCAUGUACGAUAUGAAACACGCCUUCUUUAAACACGUUAACUGGGACGACCUGCUGCAUAAGAGAGUGGAGCCGCCGUAUAAGCCACAGCUGCAGUCGGACGAGGACGUGAGCCAGUUUGACACCAGGUUUACCAGACAGACGCCCGUGGACAGUCCGGAUGAUACUUCGCUCAGCCACAGCGCAGAGCUCGCCUUCGCUGGUUUCACAUACGUGGCUCCAUCGGUCCUCGAGAGUCUAAAGGAAGGCUUCUCAUUCGAACCCCGAGCGAGAAACGUACGCCGACACAACAGCAGCCCACGCACGCCCAUCAGGUAACGCAAAGAAAGACACUUCUGUGAGUUUGUAUUUAAGAGAAACGGUCCAAAAAGUUUAGUUCAUGGUCCUCACAGCUCAAUGUGUGAGGCCCUAACCCUGCGAUCAGGAUUUCA